This is a messenger RNA of Stylophora pistillata, 1661 nucleotides long. RefSeq names its product adenosine receptor A3. Gene Ontology annotation, biological process: G protein-coupled receptor signaling pathway. The record is from RefSeq and is a predicted model, not a curated record. Gene Ontology annotation, molecular function: G protein-coupled receptor activity. Lineage: Eukaryota; Metazoa; Cnidaria; Anthozoa; Scleractinia; Pocilloporidae. Gene Ontology annotation, cellular component: membrane.
UCUCACAGCCAAUAGCAUAAAGUAAAACUGACCAAUCAGUGUACAAAAACAAGUUUUAUAAAUAUCGAUUGACAAAGACUCUUCACCUUCUUUAAUAACUGCUUCCGCAGUAGUUUUAACAGCAUCUUUUACUUCUCUAUCAACAACAGUCCUCCUCAGAACUAAUCUCAACCAGACGAACAGACUAAGCGAUCAAAAGCAGUCAAGCAGGAACAGUUAGAGUAGCCAACAGUCUCCCUUUCUGAUAACAAAUUCUCUGUUGCUUUUGGAGAAUGCUGAACACCACUGAUGAACAGAGAAAUUUCUCAUCUAAAGUCAGUCAUCCGGUGUCACUUGUAGCGACGUAUGCGGCGUUUGCAUCCUUAAACAUUUUCCUCUCCUUCACCGCUUCACUGGGCAAUAUUCUAAUCCUUAUUGCUCUUCACAAAGUGACUUCGAUUCAUCCUCCAACAAAACUUUUGUUUCGAUGUUUGGCGGUCACUGAUCUUUGUGUUGGACUGAUCAUUCAACCGCUGUUUACAGUGGUGCUUCUUGAAGGAACAGUAAACUCCAGCAACAAACUAUUUUUUUGGGGGGUAGUUUAUCUAUUUCAGGAGUACUCCUCUCUAAUACUUUGUGGAGUCUCGCUCUUGACAUCAACCGCAAUUAGUGUGGACAGACUUCUCGCGCUGUUGUUGGGUCUGAGAUACAGACACGUUGUUACGUUAAGGCGGGUGCGAGCGCUAAUUAUCUCCUUUUGGGUUCUCACUGUUGCUUUCGCUUGGUGCAUCUUCUUUCAGUUGUUUAAUAUUUCCCUUCUCGCAUAUACCGUUUUGACGUUUAUUUCACUUAUUGUCUCGGCCAUUUCUUACGCCAAAAUUUAUUUCCGUCUCCGCCACCAACUGCUUCAUGUACAGGGCCUUGUUCACGAGCAACAACAACAACAACAGCCUCCCAGCGGCGUUGUAUCGAUUCCAUUAAAUGUAGCACGAUACAAGAAAACAGUUUCCGCCAUAGCAUGGAUACAGCUUGGAUUAUUUGCUUGCUACCCUCCUGUUUGUGUUUUUUUGAUCUCACUGUAUUUGGGAGACUCUUUCGGAGGUCGUUUUUUAACCUUUUGCCUUUCUUUACUGUACUUAAACUCAUCUUUGAACCCCAUUCUAUACUGCUGGAAAAUCAGGGAAGUGAAACAAGCAGUAAAGGACACAGUUAGACAGUUAAACUGUCCUUGUGAGCCAAAUUGAACAUUUGUGUCGUACAAAACAAUGUAAAAUAAAAACAAUGUAAACUCAAGCAUCGCCACUGAUUCAAUGUGUUGAUUUAAUAUGGCCCUUCUCUAUGGAGGCUUCUUGAAGGAACAAUAAACUACAGCAUCGAACCUUUUCAUCGGGAAGUUAUCUGUUUCAAGAGUACUCCUCCCUAAUACUUUGUGGAAUCUCGCUCCUGACAUCAACCGCAUUAAGUGUGGACAGAAUUCUAGCGCCGGAUUGCUGGGUCUGAGGUACAGAAAGGUUGCCAUGGCGACAUUAAGGCGGGUGCGAGCGCUAACUCCCUCCUUUUGGGGUCUAGCUGGUGCUUUAGUUGGGUGUUUUGGUGAUUUUUCUUCUUUUGGAUAUAUAGUUUUGAUGUUUAUUUCUCUUAUCAUCUCAACCAUCUUUUACGCCAAGAUCUAUUUCCGUCUC